UCUCAAACGGUUUUUAAACGGUCUAAUGCCGGCUGGACCACUAAAGACCGAGCCGUUCACGUUUAUGGAUCGUACUCCGGUUCGGUUCUGACAACAUUGGAGAAGAGACAUGAUGCUCAAGUUGGACAUGAAGAAGGCAUAUGAUAUGCUGGAUUGGGAGUGCCUCGAAACACUGUUGGAAAACUAUGGGUUCGAUAAAAGAUGGUGCAGAUGGGUUAGCUCGUGCAUCCGGACGGUCAAUUUCUCCAUCCUCUUCAAUGGUGAAGCAGCUGAGGAGUUCAAACUGUCCAGGGGGAUCAGACAGGGAGACCCGCUUUCCCCUUUCCUCUUCAUUUUAAUGUCUAAUGCACUCACCUUUCUGAUUGAUAAGGCAGUUUCCCAGAACCAGUUAAAAGGAAUUAGAUUGAACGCGAGAUGCCCGAUUCUCACCCACUGUCUGUUUGCAGAUGAAACAGUGAUUUUGGGAAAGGCUGACCAUCAAGAAGCGGAGAAAAUCCUUGAUCUUAUAAGAGAGUAUGGAGCCAUCACAGGACAAGAAGUAAAUAUCAACAAGUCAUAUGUUUUCUUCAGUGCGAAUGUCCCCGAUGCGGACAAAGCUGCAAUCAUUGCUCACAUCGGUUUUGCCUCCUCUAACUGUCACACCAAGUAUUUAGGAGUGCCGACGGAAUGGGGGAAUUCAAAGAAGGAAACUUUUCAAUUCCUGAUUCAUAGAAUGGAGAAGAUGAGGGAAGCUUGGAAAAGCCUCCUCCUUUCCCAUGGAGGGAAAGAAGUUUUGCUCAAAGCAGUCAUCCAAGCUAUUCCUUCCUACAUCAUGUACCUCUUUAACCUUCCAGUGAACCUCACCAAGUAGAUGGAUUCUCUCCUCACCAACUUCUUUUAGUCAAGGUCAAUGCAGAAAAGCACUAUGCACUGGUGUAGGAAGGAGAUUCUAUGCGCUCCAAAGUCAGAAGGGGAGUUGGGUUUUAGGAGCUUCAAAGAUUUUAACAUGGCACUGUUGGCGAAACAAGCUUGGAGAAUCCUAAAUUCCCCUAAUGCCCUUUGGUGUAGACUCCUUAAGGGUCUGUACUUCCCGAGAGGAGGAUUCCUGCAAUCGAAAAAAGGAAGUAGAUCCUCCUGGAUCUGGGCAAGUCUUUGGGAGGCUAAGAAGGUUAUCAACAUGGGAGCAAUUAGAGUGAUCGGGUCAGGGGAGGAUACAUGGAUUGGUCAAGAUCCCUGGAUUCCGAGCAUGCAGAAUUUUGUUAUCGGAAGCAGCCCCUAGCAGAACCUGAGGGUCAAGGAAUGGAUAGACCCAGUAAGUAGAAGCUGGAACGCGGACUUGCUUCAAGGUCAUGUGACGAGGGAAUAAGUGGAGGCUAUUCUU
Molecule: messenger RNA, 1360 nt
Organism: Linum trigynum
Lineage: Eukaryota; Viridiplantae; Streptophyta; Magnoliopsida; Malpighiales; Linaceae
Source: the annotation of a GenBank genome assembly